Molecule: messenger RNA, 4276 nt
Organism: Cornus florida
Lineage: Eukaryota; Viridiplantae; Streptophyta; Magnoliopsida; Cornales; Cornaceae
Exons: 32
Coding region: 838-4050 (1070 amino acids)
Biological process (GO): proteolysis; secondary metabolic process
Molecular function (GO): acyltransferase activity, transferring groups other than amino-acyl groups; serine-type carboxypeptidase activity
Source: RefSeq, a predicted model, not a curated record
UGCUAUAAGUAAUUUUAGUCGAGUCCCAAAAAAAUAAAAAUAAAAGUACUAGCCUGCUAGCCUAUCUCAAAAUAUAUUUGUCCCCCAAAAUAUAUUUCAGGGUCGGCCAAAUUAUUGUUGCUUUUACUUCUUAUUUAAGCUACUACCCCAGUGCCACGUUGUAAAUCGAUCUACCAACUUCCAUUUAAUUUGGUUCUUAAUUCGGUGCUUCGGUAGUUGGAUGCGCACGCACGAUAUUUUGCUACCAAACAGUCCACGGUUGUUGGCAUGACAAACUGACAAUCCACAUAUCUACUCUAUUGUUCUUUAGUAUCUAGGAUUUCCAAGAUCAUAUCCACAUACCAAUGCCGGCCAACAAUUCCAGAAGUUAGUCUGUGAAUGGGACCGUGAUGCUUUUUGAGGUACUCUUAACCAAGCGGGUACAGGAGCGAGAGUAAGUACAAGAGGAGAUCACGAAGGUUACAAAAUCUAAAAUGUGAUCGAGAGCAUGUGCAGAGUGAGAGCGCAAGAACACAUGUAAAGCAUGAGAACAAUUUUCGGACAGAAAAAUGGUAUAACGUGGACUUACCUACUUUACCAUUUUAAAAUAUUAGAACUAACCGAACCAUUGAAACUUGAGUAACGGGUCUGCCCAUUUAAGCCCCUCUUUCCUUAGUUUGCCAAUAAAAUAAAACAUUGAAAUUUGUCAUAAACAAAGAAAAAACAUAGAUCCGCUAAUUAACAAUCAAACCCACAAUGAUAUUAACAGAGACUGAGGGACAAUGCUUGACUUCUCUCAGCUAAUAUUCAUUUUAUAUAUAUCUGUAAAGUGAACUAAGGUAUGGACCAAAAAGUAAAAUGUAUUCCACAACCUCAUGUUUACUUAUCUUAUUGGUUCUUAGUGGUACUGCUAUUUCCAAGUCCAUCAUCAAGACUCUGCCAGGCUACACAGGUGAUCUGCCUUUCAAUCUUGAAACUGGAUAUGUGAGUGUGGGAGAGUUGGACGAUGUGCAGCUAUUUUAUUAUUUCAUCGAGUCGGAGGGCAAUCCGAAGGAGGACCCUCUCAUGCUUUGGCUUACUGGAGGACCUGGUUGUUCUGGUUUUAGUGGCCUUGUUUAUGAAAUAGGUCCAUUAAAUUUCAACACACUAGAUUUUGAUGGAAAUUUUCCAACAUUUAUUUUGAACCCUUAUUCGUGGACAAAGGUCGCCAACAUAAUAUUUUUAGACGCACCCGUCGGCACUGGAUUUUCCUAUGCCAACAACACGGAAAGUUCCUCCAUCAUGGAUGAUAAAAUUUCAGCAGCACAAACCUAUCAAUUUUUGAGAAAGUGGCUUAAUGAUCAUUCAGAGUUUACAUCAAAUGACUUCUAUGUCGGUGGUGAUUCAUAUUCUGGGAUCGUCGUCCCUAUCAUUGUUCAAGAAAUAUAUAAAGAAAAUGAAGUCAGACAAACGCGGAUAAUCAAGCUACAAGGGUACAUACUUGGAAACCCUCUAACCAGUGAACACAAUGACCCAAAUUCCAGAGUUGAAUUUGCUCACCGGGUGGCACUUAUAUCAGACCAACUCUUCAAGUCAGCCAAAACAAAUUGUGAUGGUGAGUACGUGAAUGUGGAUUCAAACAAUACAGAUUGUGUAAAGGAUAUUGAGAUUAUUACAGAGUGCAUUGCAAAAAUAAACCUACCACAAAUCUUGGAACCUACUUGUUCUUUAAAGUCCCCGAAUUCAACUGCUCAAAUAAAAUGGGACAGAAGAUUCGUCGGAGAGAAUCCAGCAAACUUUUUUCUUUUAUCUUCUCAACAAAACUCCAGACUAUGGUGCAGGGAGUAUAAUUACUUGUUCUCCUUCAUUUGGGCAAAUGACGAGACUGUCCAAGAGGCUCUUCACGUCCGUGAGGGAACAGUAAAAGAAUGGAUGAGAUGUAACUGGGGCUUGGCCUACACAGAAACAGUAUUAAGUAGUGUUGCUUAUCAUCAAUACCUCCUCUCAAAUACAAAUUAUCGAGCUCUAAUUUACAGUGGUGAUCACGACAUGCUUGUUCCAUAUGUGGGCACACAUGCAUGGAUUGAAGCUCUCAAUCUAACAAUCAGUGACGAUUGGAAACCAUGGUUCGUUGAUGGUCAAGUUGCAGGGUACUCAAUGGCAUAUUACUAUCAUGGAUACCAUUUGACGUAUGCCACCGUGAAGGGAGGGGGUCACACAGCUCCAGAGUACAAGCCCAAAGAGUGUCUUGCGAUGCUUCAGAGGUGGUUUGCUUAUUAUCCAUUCUACACUAUCGAAGGUCCUGUCCGGUGUAUCGAGACGGGUUCAAUUUUUGAUCUGAAUUAUAAUUACUUGUACUCCUACAUUUGGGCUAAUGAUAAAGAUGUCCAACAAGCUCUUAACGUUCGAGAGGGAACAAUAUCGGAGUGGUUGAGAUGCAAUAAGAGCAUCUCUUACACUUACACAUAUAACUACACUAAUGUUGUGGACUUCCAUCGAAACCUCACUAAUAAAGCUUGUCGAGUUCUAAUUUACAGUGGUGAUCACGACAUGGUUAUUCCAUACGUUGGUACACUAGACUGGAUAGAGUCUCUCACAUCGACGGUUGAUACUGAUUGGAAACCAUGGUUUGUCGAAGGUCAAGUGGCAGGAGGUGAACUAAGGUAUGGACCAAAAAGUAACAUGUAUUCCACAACCUCAUGUUUAGUUAUCAUAUUGGUUCUUAGUGGUACUGCUAUUUCCAAGUCCAUCAUCAAGACUCUACCAGGCUACACAGGUGAUCUGCCCUUCAAUCUUGAAACUGGAUAUGUGAGUGUGGGAGAGUUGGACGAUGUGCAGCUAUUUUACUAUUUCAUGGAGUCGGAGGGCAAUCCGAAGGAGGACCCUCUUAUGCUUUGGCUUAGUGGAGGACCUGGUUGUUCUGGUUUUAGUGCCCUUGUUUAUGAAAUAGGUCCAUUAAAUUUCAACACGCUAGAUUUCGAUGGAAAUUUUCCAACAUUUAUUUUGAACCCUUAUUCGUGGACAAAGGUGGCCAGCAUAAUAUUUUUAGACGCACCAGUUGGCACUGGAUUUUCCUAUGCCAACAUCACCGAAAGUUCCUCCAUCAUGGAUGAUAAAAUUUCAGCAGCCCAAACCUACGAGUUUUUGAGAAAGUGGCUUAAUGAUCAUUCAGAGUUUACAUCAAAUGACUUCUAUGUCAGUGGUGAUUCAUAUUCUGGCAUCGUCGUCCCGAUCAUUGUUCAAGAAAUAUAUAAAGGAAAUGAAGUCGGACGAACGCCGAUAAUCAAGCUACAAGGAUACAUACUUGGAAACCCUGUAACAAGUCAACAUGAUGAUGCAAAUUCCAGAGUUGAAUUUGCUCACCGGGUGGCACUUAUAUCAGACCAACUCUUCAAGUCAGCCAAAACAAAUUGUGAUGGUGAGUACAUGAAUGUGGAUCCAAACAAUACAAAGUGUGUAAAGGAUAUUGAGAUUAUCACAGAGUGCAUUGCAAAAAUAAACCUAGCACAAAUCUUGGAACCUAUCUGUUCUCUAAACUCCCCGAAUUCAACUACUCAAAUAAAAUGGAACAGAAGAUUGGUCGGAGAGAAUCCAACAGACUUUCUUCUUUUAUCUUCUCAACAAAACUCCAAACUAUGGUGCAGGGAUUAUAAUUACUUGCUCUCCUACAUUUGGGCAAAUAACGAGACUGUCCAAGAGGCUCUUCACGUCCGUGAGGGAACAGUAAAAGAAUGGAUGAAAUGUAACUGGGGCUUGGCCUACACAGAAACAGUAUUAAAUAGUGUUGCUUAUCAUCAAUACCUCAUCUCAAAUACAAAUUAUCGAGCUCUAAUUUACAGUGGUGAUCAUGACAUGAAAGUUCCAUAUGUGAGUACACAUGCAUGGAUUGAUGCUCUCAAUCUAACAAUCAAUGAUGAUUGGAAACCAUGGUUCGUUGAUGGUCAAGUUGCAGGGUACUCAAUGGCAUAUUACUAUUAUGGAUACCAUUUGACUUAUGCCACCGUGAAGGGAGGGGGUCACACAGCUCCAGAGUACAAGCCCAAAGAAUGUCUUGCGAUGCUUCGUAGGUGGUUUGCUUAUUACCCUUUCUAGUACUCAUCAAUUGCGACUCCGAAAUUAAAAUUUCCCUUAUGCUAUGUUUGGUUUUAUCAGCGAAACGAAUUCUUAGAAUUGAAGAACAAAAUUAAUUUCAAUUCUAAAGUACCAGCCAGUGCUCUUAAAUGCAACACUUACGUACGGCCCCAUUUGGCAUAGCUUUUACUUUUGCUUUUACGCUAAAGAAAAAAAGAAGUAGAGGCUAUCACUUCUGUUGGGCUUA